GUUACAACUUUUGCCUUAAUUCUCUCUCCCUCUCUCUCGAGUAUUGAUGUUCUGUCUCAAUCUCUUGUUCCUCUAAUUCAUCCUCCUCCUUUCUUUCUUCGAAGCUACUUCUCCUGAUUUCGUAUUUGAUCCGUUAAUCCAAGCUUGGAGACAUUCCGAUUUAUAUAACCACAUCGACAUAGAUCCUGAGAUUUUGAGGAUAGAGAGAGAAGCAGAGUAAUGGCGAAUAGAGAUGUGGAGAGAGGAGGGAAGAAUAACAGAGGAGCUAAUAACACCAACAACAACAACUAUUUCUACGAUGAGACUUCCCACGAAACUCAUUGGACUUCGUGGCUGAUUCCGGCGAUUGUAGUGGCGAAUCUCGCCAUAUUUGUCGCCGUUAUGUUCGUCAAUGAUUGUCCUAAGAAAAUCACCGGAGCUAACAAAGCUUGCGUCGCUAAAUUUCUCGGAAGGUUCUCGUUUCAGCCACUUCGAGAGAAUCCUCUCUUUGGCCCAUCUUCUUCAACAUUGGAGAAAAUGGGAGCUUUGGAAUGGAGGAAAGUAGUACAUGAGCAUCAAGGAUGGAGACUUCUCAGUUGUAUGUGGCUACACGCCGGUAUAAUUCAUCUUCUUACCAAUAUGUUGAGUUUGAUCUUCAUCGGUAUCCGCCUUGAACAGCAGUUUGGCUUCAUAAGAGUCGGGCUUAUCUACUUAAUAUCGGGUUUCGGUGGAAGCAUACUCUCGUCUCUUUUCCUUCAAGAAAGUAUCUCUGUUGGUGCCUCUGGUGCUCUCUUUGGACUUCUUGGUGCAAUGUUAUCUGAACUUCUCACCAAUUGGACUAUCUAUGCCAACAAGGCAGCUGCUCUGAUCACACUCUUAUUCAUCAUAGCAAUCAACUUAGGACUAGGAUUGCUUCCUCGGGUUGAUAAUUUCGCGCACAUUGGAGGGUUUUUAACCGGAUUCUGCCUCGGGUUUGUCCUUCUUCUCCGACCACAAUACGGUUGGGAAGCUUCCCGCACCAGCACUUCCCGUACCAAACGCAAGCAUAGCAUGUACCAGUACGUGCUGUUUGUAGUCGCAGCGGUGUUACUUGUUGUUGGGUUAACAGUUGGAUUAGUGAUGCUUUUCAAAGGAGAGAAUGGCAAUAAACAUUGCAAAUGGUGUCAUAGGCUCAGCUGUUUCCCUACUUCUAAAUGGAGCUGCUAAUCAUCAUCAUCAUCAUCAUCAUCAUACUGUAAAAGCUUUUAAUGUGUGUUCUUGUAACGUUUAAUCUCGUUGUUCCUUUUGCCUUUGAUAUCUCUUUAGCCUUUUAUAACUUACAUGUACAUUACUGAAUUCGUCUUGUGUAAAAAAGGGAAAGAAACAAAAGAGUGUAUUACAUUUGAAAAUAAAUAAAUCACACCUUGUCAACUCU
Molecule: messenger RNA, 1393 nt
Organism: Eutrema salsugineum
Lineage: Eukaryota; Viridiplantae; Streptophyta; Magnoliopsida; Brassicales; Brassicaceae
Product: RHOMBOID-like protein 2
Exons: 4
Coding region: 220-1185 (321 amino acids)
Biological process (GO): proteolysis
Cellular component (GO): membrane
Molecular function (GO): serine-type endopeptidase activity
Source: RefSeq, a predicted model, not a curated record